Messenger RNA from Drosophila takahashii, 1064 nucleotides. It is a transcript of the gene St2, whose product is annotated as Sulfotransferase 2. Gene Ontology annotation, molecular function: sulfotransferase activity. The record is from RefSeq and is a predicted model, not a curated record. Gene Ontology annotation, cellular component: cytoplasm. Gene Ontology annotation, biological process: sulfation. Lineage: Eukaryota; Metazoa; Arthropoda; Insecta; Diptera; Drosophilidae.
AACUUGGACUUGCCACUUCGUCUUGACUUCGAAUUCAUUGUGCUUUUGUUUUUUGGUCAUAAUAGUCGAUACAUUUUGACCAUGCAGCUGAUCUAUCGCGAACUGGAGGCGGAUAUAGUCCGUCGUACUAAUGCAGUAUUCCCGGCCCAAAAUUGCUUUGUGGAAGUGCUCCCCGACCACUUGAUAAUUCCGCGGAAGUACGUGGAGCUGGGAGAAUCCAUUCGUUCACUUCCGGUUUAUGAAGACGAUGUGUGGAUGGUGUCCUAUCCACGUACUGGAUCCACUUGGGCCCAGGAGAUGGUCUGGCUGCUGGGUCAUAAGUUGGAUUACGUAGCCGCAGAGCAGGACUUGCGAUUGCGUUCCCCACUCAUCGAACUAUCCGCUCUGUUCAGUACCGAUCAUCAUGAGACGGUGGCCGAAAAAUUUGGAAAUACCGUUGAACUGGUUCGCAAUCUGCCCCGCCCACGCUUCGCCCGAUCCCAUUUGUCCUGGCAAUUAUUACCGGAGCAAUUUGAGACGGUGAAGCCGAGGAUUGUUUACACAGCUCGAAAUCCCAAGGACCUUUGCGUUUCCUACUACCAUUACUGCAAAUUGCUGCACGGAAUCAAUGGGGACUUUGAGCAGUUUGUGGAUCUCUUUCUGGAGGGACACACUCCCAUGGGAUCCUAUUGGAAGCACGUGCUGCCCUUUUGGAAACGGAGCCAGGACGAGAAUGUGCUGUUCAUCAAGUACGAGGACAUGAUCAAGGAUCUGCCGAGUGUAGUUCGUCGCUGUGCCAGAUUUCUCGGCGUUCAGAGUCUCCUGGAUGCUUCCAGUUUGCAGAGCCUCUGCGAUCACCUGACCUUCGACAAGAUGCGGGCCAACAAGGCGGUGAAUUUGGAAAAGUUGCUUCCGGAUUCAGCUACCAAGUUUAUAAGGAAUGGCAAAAUCGGCGACUGGCAUAAUCACAUGGGAAAUGAAAUGUCCGAGCGUUUCGAUGCUUGGAGUGAGCAGCAUGUUCGCGGUGCUGGAUUAACCUUUGACUACGAAUGAUUUUAUUUGAUUAAAAUACAAAUUUGUUAAUU